UAAUACUUCAAGAAACCUUAUUUAUACUAAAGCUCUCAUCUCAUGGUAAGCCUGAAGAAACCUUAGACGGGGAUGAGUUCAGUUGCAAGCCGCGUUCGGAUCGCUUCUGUGCGGUUUUCAAGAAUGAUCCACACGUCUUCGGCCAAUUCAUCCAAUGUUGUGUAGCGAACUCGCUUCGAGUUGAAAAUAUCAGCAACGAACUGCGUUAUCUGUUCCUAAAAAACGAUUAUUUUGAAAUAGGUAACACAAUAUACUUAAGCAACAGAGAUAAUUCAACACAACUCUGCUACCUUACACGAGGCUUUCAUAAUAAAAUCUCCGAGCUCAUCGCAAUUGUCACAAGAAAAUACAAGAACCAACUAAGAAACACGUUUUACCUUGAAGUAUUGGCAUAACUCCCCAAUGCGCGAGUCUGUGCCCAGAAAUCCAAGCGUAAUUGCCGGCGAGACUGCUUCAGAUACAUCAUAAACGUGCGCAAUGAAUCCAUGCUGGUCCUUUAA
Molecule: messenger RNA, 500 nt
Organism: Haemonchus placei
Lineage: Eukaryota; Metazoa; Nematoda; Chromadorea; Rhabditida; Trichostrongylidae
Source: the annotation of a GenBank genome assembly